Papaver somniferum (opium poppy) is the source of this 1450-nucleotide messenger RNA. RefSeq names its product probable polygalacturonase At3g15720. The record is from RefSeq and is a predicted model, not a curated record. The transcript has 10 exons. Lineage: Eukaryota; Viridiplantae; Streptophyta; Magnoliopsida; Ranunculales; Papaveraceae. Gene Ontology annotation, biological process: carbohydrate metabolic process. Gene Ontology annotation, molecular function: polygalacturonase activity. The coding region runs from base 43 to 1230 and encodes 395 amino acids.
CUUUUCAGUUUUCAGUUUUAUCUCUUCAUCUCUUCAGCAGAUAUGGAUAUUUUGAGGGCUAGUUUAGUUUUGUUCAUCGGUAUCUAUAUCGUGUCAGGCUGCGUUGAUGCGACCUACUUCAACGUCAUGAGAUAUGGAGCUGUGGGAAACGGCAAGAAAGAUGAUUCUGAAGCAUUUAUGAAAGCAUGGGAAGAUACAUGUGGAGCAAAAGAGAAAUCAGUCAUGGUAAUACCUUCAGGAAGAACUUUUCUGGUUAAGCCCAUGACCUUCAGUGGUCCAUGCAAGUCCGGAAACGUAUACAUCCAGAUUUUUGGGAAAGUAAUCGCGCCAGAAAUGUCAUCGUGGAACGAUGAUGAUGCCAAGAGUUGGUUGGUAUUCGAUUCAAUAGACGGACUUACUAUCCAAGGACCAGGCCAAUUCGACGGUCGAGGUUCAUCAUGGUGGAAAUGCAGAGUGGACCACAAAUGUUCUCGUGCACCCACGGCAUUUGUGGCCCAUAACUGUAAUCACCUUAAGAUUAUUGGUGUGUAUUUCGUAGACGCUCCAAUGUUUCAUAUAGUCAUAAACGGAUGCGACAGGGUUGCAAUUUCUAACAUCCAUAUAACCGCACCCGAAGACAGCAUGAACACUGAUGGUAUUCACAUCGGAAAUUCUAGAAAUGUGUAUAUUGAUCACUCCAUUAUCGCAACAGGUGAUGACUGCAUUUCUAUUGGGGAUAAUAGCUCCUAUGUCUUUAUUAGUAAAAUUACAUGCGGACCAGGACAUGGAAUAAGUAUUGGAAGUUUAGGAGAAGAUAAAUCGAGCGCUGCCGUUGAAGUGAUACGUGUUAGUAGUUGUAAUUUUAUAAAGACUAUGAAUGGGGCGAGAAUCAAGACAUGGCAGGGAGGAUCUGGUUAUGCAAGAGAUAUCAAGUUUGAAGACAUAUAUUUUGAUUCAGUUGAUAACCCCAUUAUCAUUGAUCAGUAUUAUUGCAAUGGUGAUCAUAACUGUGAAACUCAUAAAUCGGCCGUGAAAGUGAGUGACGUGACAUUCAAAGGGUUAAGAGGUACCUCAACGAAAGAAGUGGCUAUCAAUCUGGCUUGCAGUAAAACAGUUGGCUGCACAGACAUUACUCUCGAAAGAAUUCAAGUGAAGCAUGUCAAAAGGGAAAAAGAUACAAUUUCUAACUGCAUCAAUGCCCAUGGAAUUUCUCAAGGUCCUGUUUCUCCACCCGUUCCAUGUCUUUCCUAGUGGAGUCCUUGUAACACUUCAAUAUUGUGUGGUGUGGUUGAUAGAGUAAGUAUUCCAGCCCCCCUAUUGUGUGGUGUGGUUGAUAGAGUAAGCAUUCCAGCCCCCCUAAGUUUGUAAGAAAAAUGGUGGCGUGGUUGAUAGACCAAAGUAUUGCAACCCCCCAAUUUCAAUCCAGCAUAGUUUUUUUGUUUGCUAGACAUUUAUAUUUUAUGUUAAAUGA